AUGACUGAGGGCGAUUCCUUGUUUGUUAGUAAUAUAAAUGGGGAUGCCGACGAGUUUACCAUUAUCGACAGUGGCAAAACUGCCAAAGUAAAUCUACUGAACAAAACAUGUUCUUGUAGAGAGUAUGACUUGGUGAAAUUACCAUGCACUCACGCCAUGGUAGCCUUGAGAUUGAAGUAUGGAAAUGGAUAUGGUUCAAGCAUCUACAAGUAUUCUUUACAGAUGUAUAAUGUUCAAUCUUACAUCUUUGCAUUUGCUGAAUCUAUCAAUGUAAUCCCUCCAGAGUCUGAAUGGGUUGUGCCCGAGGAGUAUGCAAAGAUGUACAUUGAUGCACCUCCUUAUGAGCCCAAACUUAGAAGGAAGAGAAUAAAGCGUAUCUCUGGCAUCGCGAAACAUUUUAGGCCCAAAGGACGUGUAAAAGGGAGGAGAAACAAGUGCUCACUUUGCAAGGGAAGCAGCCACAAGAGAACAACGUGCCGAAAUAGAGAGGGAUGA
Lycium barbarum (goji berry) is the source of this 495-nucleotide messenger RNA. RefSeq lists its product as uncharacterized. The transcript has a single exon. Gene Ontology annotation, molecular function: zinc ion binding. Lineage: Eukaryota; Viridiplantae; Streptophyta; Magnoliopsida; Solanales; Solanaceae. The coding region runs from base 1 to 495 and encodes 164 amino acids. The record is from RefSeq and is a predicted model, not a curated record.